GGAGGAUGUGACUUUCUUUUUUUUUACUAAAAUGUGAUUUUUUUUAACGCAAUGCUGGCUCGGUAGCCAUCAAGAUAUGGCUAAAUUGCCCGAAAGAGGAUAUCGACAGUCGGGCUGCGACUAAUGCCUUUACCUCCCCAGCUUGCCUUGUACCCAAGGAGCAGAGGACAAGAUGCUGCUCAAGAUGCCCCAGAAGCUGCUGAAGACUGCCCACUACAUCGAGCUGGGCAGCUACCAGCACUGGCCAGUGCUGAUACCCCAGAGGAUAAGACUGUACACCUAUGAACAAAUCCCCCUCUUUCUCAAGGAAAAUCCCUACAUCACAGAUGGCUACAGGGCUCACCUGCCCUCCAAACUCUGCCUGAGGAGUAUUUUUAUUCUGUCCAAUGAGACAGUGAAUAUCUGGAGCCACCUUCUUGGUUUCCUGCUCUUCUUCUCUCUGGGGGUUAACGACCUCUCCUCAGUACUGCCAGCCUCUGGAGCGAACAGAGAGGACUACGUCAUCUAUGCUAUAGGACUGUUCUGCUUCCAGGUGUGCAUGUUGUGCUCUGUGGGGUAUCAUCUGUUCUCGUGCCACCGUUCAGAGAAGACUUGCCGCCGCUGGCUGGCAUUGGACUACGCAGGCAUCUCUGUUGGCAUCCUUGGCUGCUAUGUGCCUGGGAUCUUCUACGCUUUCUACUGUAAUGCUUUUUGGCGACAGGUCUACCUGCUGACAGUCCUGUCGCUCAUCCUGGCCGUCUUCUGUGCUCAGGUCCACCCUCAUUACCUCAGCAACGACUGGCGACGGAUACGGAUGACGAUCUUCUGCUGUGUGGCUGGCAUCAGUGUGGUCCCUGCGUGCCACUGGGUCUGGCUCAAUGGAGGGUUCACCUCCGAUGUUGUACAGCUGUUCCUGCCUCGUGUGUUGGUGAUGUACCUGAUAGCUGGAUCUGCCUUCCUGUUCUACGUCACCAAGAUCCCUGAACGCUAUUUCCCUGGCCAGCUGAACUACCUAGGCGCCAGCCACCAGGUGUGGCACAUACUGGUGGUGGUGAUGUUUUACUGGUGGCAUCAGACAGCUGUGCACAUCAUGCAGUUCAGACACAGCCAGGCCUGCCCCACCCGGACCAUCAGCAGCUAAGUUAGACUCAUCAAAUAAUGUGACGGGAAGGCAAUCAGUUGCAGGCCAAAUAAUUGACAGUAGAUAUCAGUUACACUCACUACGUUUCUAUUUAAACACUUCUUGCCAGUUAGUAGCCAGGAGAGGUUGCCACCCAAAGGUUUUUCAACUACUAACCACCAGCAGCUCCUAACUGUUAGCUGCUCAGGUGUAAAAGUGAGAGUCCAAUCGUAGCUAUUAGCUUUCACUGAGCCAUCGGUUGCUGUCUGGCUGCUGGUACCCUGGCCAGCUGUUAAAGGCCAGUAUCUUCUCUAAAGCUGCUUUCACACAUACAGUUUAGUGGGGCCAUGUGUGAAAGAGGUUUAAUUCUACUGUCUCUAACAGUAGGUAUUAGUUAAGAGUAUUUAGGAGCAACUGAAAAGCUUAAAUUCUCUUAACAAAAGCUAAAUUGAUGUCAAAAUUAGUGUACCCGCACCCCACUGAUCCCCCUGAUGGCCAUCACAUAAUCAUUAAGAUCAAUGCAUCAAACAGGAAUCUCUGUUAAAUUGUAGAAACAGACUAAGGUUUCUUGUUUUUAAUCAGUGAUCAUGUUAUAUCAUGGCUGGUUUAGAUUGUGAUUUUGUCCUUGUACAGAAGUAUUGAGUGCUGUCUAUACAGAUUCUUCUACAGAUCAACCAAAAUAGCCUGUGUGAACAAUGAGUUUUGCAUCUAAUUUUGUUUUAUGUAUCAGUUCCUACAAGAUUAGUUUGUAGGAAAUGUCUUGAUGAAAGCACAGAGGAAAAAAAAAGAAGAAGCAUGACAAAUGGAAAACUGAAUUGUCUGUGUCUGGGACAAACAAUGUCUCAGCACCUCCAGUAUUUUUAGCUUUUGAACAAAUAGUAAAAGGUCAGUCAAUGAUCAAACUGCAGUACGUAAGGUGCAGAACUGAAAAGAAAAAAUGGUGGGAAUUUCUAUUUAGGCCAUAGGGCAUUGUUUUCUUAGCACUGCUUGAUUUGUGUCUCUUCUUCUUUUGUAUGUACUGUAAGUCUUUGGAACAAAUAAGGUGUCAGUUUUUGAAAAAAAAGCAUUAAUAUCACUUUACAGUGGCUGAAGUCAGUAGGUGGUGGGCUGCACAUGGAAUGUACUUCUAGCCUGUAGAAAACCCUGAUUCAAAAAAAGUUGAGCGUGUGUAAAACAUAAAUAAAACACAAUCAUUUGCUAAUCCUUUUUGACAAAUAUUCAAUUAAAAUCAAUACAAAGACAAUAUAUUUAAUGUUUUUCCUCAUCA
Chelmon rostratus (copperband butterflyfish) is the source of this 2366-nucleotide messenger RNA. Its product is annotated as progestin and adipoQ receptor family member 3-like. Lineage: Eukaryota; Metazoa; Chordata; Actinopteri; Chaetodontiformes; Chaetodontidae. The transcript has 7 exons. Gene Ontology annotation, cellular component: membrane. Bases 173 to 1120 code for a protein of 315 amino acids. The record is from RefSeq and is a predicted model, not a curated record. Gene Ontology annotation, molecular function: signaling receptor activity.